Molecule: messenger RNA, 1891 nt
Organism: Contarinia nasturtii (swede midge)
Lineage: Eukaryota; Metazoa; Arthropoda; Insecta; Diptera; Cecidomyiidae
Product: peptide transporter family 1-like
Exons: 9
Coding region: 302-1891 (529 amino acids)
Biological process (GO): oligopeptide transport; transmembrane transport
Cellular component (GO): membrane
Molecular function (GO): dipeptide transmembrane transporter activity
Source: RefSeq, a predicted model, not a curated record
AUCACGACCUAUUUCUCGGAUUUUUUUUUGGAAGACAUUCACCAAAAUAUUUUGAUUUUUUGGGGAUUUUUACAAUUAGUAUAUGUGAUCUUCGAUCAUUCGCUAGGCAAAAUCAGUGAACUAAAGAGCUACCUCUGACGAACUUUUAUUGAUUUAGUUUAAAGUACAUUCUACAAAGUCAUUGCAACCAUACAAAUUUAUCUUAUCGAUUGUAAAUGAUUAAUUUUUAGUUUCUCUGCACCGUCAAUGUGACAGUCGAUGCGAUUUGAAGUGAUUAGUGGAAACAGUUGAACAGUUCGAAAUGGAAUCAAAACAGUCAGAAGUGAUGAAUGAACGUCGUUAUAUUGCCGUGAAUACCGAUGAGGUGUUCAAAAUGCCGUAUGCCAAAAACUUGGACGACGAUGGUGGAAUUCAACACGAUGUAGAUUCGAUGCUAUUGAUGGAUACGGGCAAAAAACAACAACCAGAAUUACCAUAUCCGAGACGAGUGUUAAGCAUCAUAUUGAAUGAAUUCGGAAACCGGUUCAAUUAUCUUGGCGUUAAGACAAUUUUGGUUCUUUACAUGACAAGGAAGUUAGAUAUGGACGAAGAUUUUGUUACCGUACAAUAUCAUAUCUUCACAAUGGUGGUAUACAUCAUGUGUGUGUUUGGUGCCAUUCUGUCUGACUCUUGGUUGGGAAAAUUCAAGGCAACAUUGUAUUUGUCAAUAAUCAAUUUGAUGGGCAACGUUUGCAUUGCCAUAUCGGCCAUUCCACACGAAGACAUACCAACCAAACUACUACUAUAUCUUGGCUUAGCCUUGAUGGCUACAGGCUAUGGUGGAAUAAAGCCAAAUGUAGCCGCAUUUGCCGGUGAUCAAUUUAAGUUACCGGAACAAGCCGCACAAAUGGAAAAGACCUACUCACUAUUAUAUUUUUGUGUUAAUAUCGGUGCUCUUGCCACAACGACGAUGACACCAAUCAUUCGAUCGGAGACGCAUUGCUUCGGUGACAAUGAAUGUUAUUCACUUGCGUUCGGCGUACCGGUUAUUCUAACCACAAUUGCUGUCGUUUUAUUUGUGGCUGGAAAAUCUUCAUACACGAUGAAUCCGCCGUCUGGAAAUAUGCUGGUUCAAGUCAUCAAAUGUACUGUGAAUGCAAUUACAAACAAGCGACGCAAUGGAAAAGUACAUGGUUCAGUGCACUUUUUAGAUUAUUCGAUUGAGAAAUAUGGACAACAAUUGGUGGAUGACACAAAAUGCUUGCUGAAUAUUUUGCUGUUAUUUCUGCCAUUGUCGAUGUACUGGGCAUUAGCUGAACAGCAGUACUCACGUUGGAUCGUUCAAGCAAUGAAAAUGAACGGUGAUCUUGGAUUUUAUCACAUUUUACCGGAUCAAAUGCUCUUUCUUAAUCCCAUACUGUUGAUCAUUUGUAUUCCAUUGUUCGACUACUGUUUCUAUCCACUUUUGUAUAAAAUCAAUUUCAAAACAUCGUUACAAAAAAUCACAGCCGGUGGUUUAUCAGUCGCGAUGGCAAUUUUGAUAUCAGCCAUCGUUGAAUUCAGAAUUGAAUCAUGUGCACCGAAUUCAUUGUCCAUUCUAUGGCAAAUACCACAAUAUAUUAUUUUAGGCAUGAGCGAAGUAAUGUUCUAUGUAACAGGAUUGACUUUUGCCUAUGAACAAGCUCCGAAGAGUAUGAAGUCCGUGGUACAGUCGUUUUGGCUUCUAACCGUUGCAAUUGGUAAUGCAGUUAUUGUGGUCAUAACCGAAUUGAAGCUGUUUGAAUCACAAGUGCAUGAAUUUCUUUUAUAUUUUUGUUUAAUGAUAGUUUGUAUGAUAAUAUUCAUAUGUCACGCUUUUAGAUUUAGACGCUUAAAUUCAGCUCAAAAUUUAUUGAAACAAGAUGUUCCGUAA